AAGACACUCGCAGCAUCUCUCUACUUCUCUCUCUCUCUGUUUCAACCCCUCUUGUCGUCUAUCUCCAUCAAAAAGACCAAAAUCAAACAUCAUUGAAUGUUAGACAGAGAGGCAAAAACUAAUCAAAGUGUUUCUAAUCCCUGAAAAUAAGCCCACUUCUUCUAUUUUCCUCAUUUCAGUUUCUGGGUUUUAAUCGAUCUCCCCCUUUCUCACCCUUCCGUCUGAAUUCCGGUCUGCAAUCGUCGGAAAGUUUUGGACUUUACACCAACGCCAAAGCGAGUUCUUGUUUCUCUGUUUGCUUCUCUAGGACCAAUCAGUUUCCAUUUACAGAUGCGUACUAUUCACCUGUCAGAGCUCUGAGAUUUGUCUUUUUGCAUCUCUCUGAAUAUUUCUCUUUUCUCAGAUCCAUUGACCUCAUCCACAUACAUAAAGUUUAGGUAUUUUUAAAAGGGUUCAAUUCUGGGGUUUACCGGAAUUUCAUCAUCUUUGAAGACCAUGAGAGGCGUCUUCAUCGUCAUCGUAACGUGUCUGGUUUUCUUACCGGAUCCUCUACGUGCCGGUGUAGCGUCCAUCGGGAGCAUCACUCCAGGUUUUGGAGGAUCUCAGAUGAAUUACAUCAACAACGAUGGUAUCUUCCUCGAAUCCAACAACUCAGCCUUCGGUUUCGGUUUCGUAACUACACAAGAUUCCGUUACUCUGUUCACACUCAGUAUCAUCCACAAGAGCAGCACGAAACUGAUCUGGUCCGCGAACAGAGCUUCCCCUGUUUCCAAUUCCGACAAGUUUGUGUUCGAUGACAACGGAAAUGUGGUGAUGGAAGGAACUGAGGUUUGGAGAUUGGAUAAUUCAGGCAAAAACGCUUCAAGAAUCGAGCUGCGUGACUCCGGGAAUCUCGUUGUUGUUUCCGUUGACGGAACUUCGAUCUGGGAGAGUUUUGAUCAUCCGACAGAUACUCUGAUCACGAAUCAAGCUUUCAAAGAAGGCAUGAAGCUCACUAGCAGUCCUUCUUCGAGCAACAUGACUUAUGCCCUUGAGAUCAAAUCAGGAGAUAUGGUUUUAUCUGUUAACAGCUUAACCCCUCAAGUGUAUUGGUCAAUGGCAAAUGCCAGAGAGAGGAUCAUCAACAAAGAUGGCGGCGUAGUGACUUCAUCGUCUCUCCUUGGGAAUUCAUGGCGGUUCUUUGAUCAGAAACAGGUUUUGUUGUGGCAGUUUGUAUUCUCAGACAAUAAAGAUGAUAACACAACUUGGAUCGCUGUUUUGGGAAACAACGGUGUGAUCUCUUUUUCUAAUCUUGGAAGCGGAGCAUCUGCUGCCGAUUCUUCGACUAAAAUACCUAGCGAUCUGUGCGGAACACCUGAGCCUUGCGGGCCUUACUAUGUCUGCUCGGGUUCUAAAGUGUGUGGAUGUGUGUCCGGGUUGUCUCGGGCUCGGUCUGAUUGCAAAACCGGGAUUACUUCUCCCUGUAAGAAAACCAAGGAUAAUGCAACAUUGCCUUUGCAGCUAGUAAGUGCUGGAGACGGUGUAGACUAUUUCGCUCUUGGGUAUGCUCCUCCGUUCUCCAAGAAAACUGAUCUUGAUAGCUGUAAAGAGUUCUGCCACAACAAUUGCUCGUGCCUUGGUCUUUUCUUCCAGAACAGUUCUGGUAAUUGCUUCUUGUUUGAUUAUAUUGGAAGCUUUAAAACCUCUGGCAAUGGAGGCUCUGGGUUUGUGUCUUACAUCAAGAUCGCAAGUACUGGUUCUGGAGGUGGAGAUAACGGAGAAGAUGAUGGGAAACAUUUUCCUUAUGUAGUGAUUAUUGUCGUGGUAACAGUUUUUAUCAUCGCUGUUUUGAUCUUUGUGGCCUUCCGGAUUCAUAAGAGAAAGAAAAUGAUUUUGGAGGCUCCUCAAGAGAGUUCAGAAGAAGAUAACUUCUUGGAGAACUUAUCCGGGAUGCCUAUUCGGUUCGCUUACAAAGAUCUUCAGUCAGCGACGAAUAACUUCUCGGUGAAGUUAGGUCAAGGAGGGUUUGGAUCGGUCUAUGAAGGUACUUUACCAGAUGGUUCUCGUCUAGCUGUGAAGAAACUUGAAGGAAUCGGUCAAGGGAAGAAAGAAUUCAGAGCCGAGGUUAGUAUAAUCGGAAGUAUUCAUCAUCUGCACUUGGUGCGGCUAAGAGGAUUCUGCGCAGAAGGGGCUCAUAGGCUGCUCGCAUACGAGUUCUUAUCCAAAGGUUCGUUGGAGAGAUGGAUAUUUAGGAAAAAGGAUGGCGAUGUUCUUCUAGAUUGGGACACAAGAUUUAACAUAGCACUCGGAACAGCCAAAGGUUUAGCGUAUCUACAUGAAGAUUGUGAUGCAAGGAUUGUUCACUGCGAUAUAAAACCCGAGAACAUCCUAUUAGACGAUAACUUCAAUGCCAAGGUAUCCGAUUUCGGACUGGCGAAGCUCAUGACCCGCGAACAAAGCCAUGUCUUCACAACAAUGCGCGGGACAAGAGGCUACUUGGCUCCAGAAUGGAUCACAAACUAUGCGAUAUCAGAGAAGAGUGAUGUUUACAGCUACGGAAUGGUGUUGCUAGAGUUAAUAGGAGGAAGAAAGAACUAUGAUCCAUCAGAAACUUCGGAGAAAUGCCAUUUUCCUUCUUUUGCUUUCAAGAAGAUGGAAGAAGGGAAGCUUAUGGAUAUUGUCGAUGGGAAGAUGAAGAAUGUUGAUGUGACUGACGAAAGGGUUCAAAGGGCUAUGAAAACCGCACUUUGGUGUAUACAAGAAGAUAUGCAAACGAGACCCUCGAUGAGCAAAGUUGUUCAAAUGCUUGAAGGUGUUUUUCCGGUGGUCCAGCCACCUAGUUCUUCCACUAUGGGAUCGAGACUUUACUCAAGCUUCUUUAAGUCCAUCAGCGAGGACGGCGGUGCUACUACGUCAUCUGGACCGUCCGAUUGUAACAGUGAGAAUUAUCUCUCCGCCGUGAGACUCUCCGGUCCGAGAUAGCAAUCUUUUUAGCCAAUUUUUAGUAUCUUAUAUAAUAGGUUUUUGGCUCACCAUGUUUUGUUGUAUAUUGUUUUUGUGUUACAUCUUAAAAGAAUAGCCAUCACUCAGUUUUGUAACGUUCCGAGAUCAAUUAUUUCAUAGAUUACCCGUCGUUUUUCUUAA
Molecule: messenger RNA, 3123 nt
Organism: Arabidopsis thaliana (thale cress)
Lineage: Eukaryota; Viridiplantae; Streptophyta; Magnoliopsida; Brassicales; Brassicaceae
Gene: SD2-5
Product: S-domain-2 5
Exons: 1
Coding region: 496-2961 (821 amino acids)
Cellular component (GO): membrane
Molecular function (GO): protein kinase activity; protein serine kinase activity; ubiquitin protein ligase binding
Source: RefSeq, marked reviewed